Messenger RNA from Triticum dicoccoides, 1861 nucleotides. RefSeq names its product G-type lectin S-receptor-like serine/threonine-protein kinase At2g19130. Gene Ontology annotation, biological process: protein phosphorylation. The transcript has 2 exons. NCBI's taxonomy places the organism in Eukaryota, Viridiplantae, Streptophyta, Magnoliopsida, Poales, Poaceae. The coding region runs from base 1 to 1803 and encodes 600 amino acids. The record is from RefSeq and is a predicted model, not a curated record. Gene Ontology annotation, molecular function: ATP binding; protein kinase activity.
AUGCAUCCCUUCUACAUAUUAUUACUUGGGCUUCUCCUUUUGCCCACAUCUUGCUGCUCCUCAUCAGCACCCACAAAUGAUACUCUCAUGGCAGGCCGAGUACUCACCGUCGGCGAUAAGCUCAUCUCAAGAAACGGCAAGUUCGCGCUCGGAUUCUUCCAGCCAGCAGCAAGCACCAGCAGUAAGUCGUCCAAUAACAGCUGGUACCUUGGCAUAUGGUUCAAUAAGAUUCCAGUUUUCACUACUGUGUGGGUUGCUAAUAGGGAGGAGCCGAUCGCCCACCCCGACAUUAACUCAACACAGCUCAAGAUCUCAAGAGACGGCAAUCUUGUCAUUGUCGUAAAACAUGUUGAUGCUGGCACUGAAUCCCUUGUUUGGUCCACUCACACCGUCAAUAGGACACAAACUAGCAGCAUAAACACCACCACCACUAGUGCCGCCGUUCUCUUGAACACUGGAAACCUUGCUGUCAAAGUCAUAGAUAGCCCAUCAUCUGACCUACCGUUGUGGCAGAGCUUCGACUACCCAGCAGAUGUUGUGCUUCCUGGCGCCAAGCUUGGCUGGAACAAGGUUACAGGUUUGAAUCGCCAUAUCAUCUCAAAGAAGAGCCUUGUUGAUCUGAGUCUUGGCUCAUACAGCCUUGGACUAGACACAACCGGCCUCGCCAUCCUCGAGCGUCGGAAAAACCCUGCUGUAGUGUUUUGGCAUUGGGCAUCCUCCAAAACAUUGUCAAUGAGUAUUAUACCAGUGCUCAAGACCAUUCUAGAUAUGGAUCCACGGACCAGAGGGAUCAAAUUCAAGUCAUGUGGUUUCCUGGCGAUAUACUACGGCAAUCAAGAUAGUGCUGCUGGAAUUAUAGCCUUUAGAUACACUGAUUUAGUUUGUGCUACUAAAAACUUCUCGGAAAAGAUCGGAGGAGGGGGUUUUGGUUCAGUAUACAAGGGAGUGUUAAGUGACGCAAAGACUACUAUAGCUGUCAAAAGGCUUGAUGGUGCCCAUCAAGGAGAGAAGCAGUUCAGGGCUGAGGUGAGCUCAGUUGGACUGAUCCAACAUAUCAACCUAGUAAAACUGAUUGGUUUCUGCUGCGAAGGUGAUCACAGGUUACUUGUGUAUGAACAUAUGUUAAAUGGGUCUCUUGAUGGUCAUCUAUUUAAGAAGAGAAAUGAUGCCACCGCUGUCCUAAAUUGGAACAAUAGAUAUCAAAUAGCCCUAGGAGUUGCCAAAGGAUUGUCCUACUUACAUCAGAGUUGUCACAAAUGCAUCAUACAUUGUGACAUUAAGCCAGGAAACAUACUAUUGGAUGCAUCAUUUGCUCCAAAAGUUGCAGACUUUGGGUUGGCAGCGUUUGUGGGAAGGGAUUUUAGCCGAGUUUUGACUACGAUCAGGGGCACUGCGGGUUAUCUUGCCCCAGAGUGGCUUAGUGGAGUUGCAAUCACACCAAAGAUCGACGUUUACAGCUUCGGCAUGGUACUGCUGGAAAUCAUAUCGGGAAGGAGGAAUUCCUCACUUGAAACAUCAUACUACACUAGCAGCAGCAGCAGUUACCACAAUGCCGAAUAUUUCCCUGUGCAGGCCAUCAGCAAGCUUCACGGCGGAGAUGUGAAGAGUUUGGUGGAUCCACAAUUACAUGGUGACUUCAAUUUGGAAGAGGCUGAAAGAGUUUGCAAAGUUGCGUGCUGGUGCAUCCAAGAUAAUGAGUUUGAUCGGCCGACUAUGGGUGAAGUGGUCCGGGUUCUCGAGGGUCUGCAGAAGAUUGAUAUGCCCCCCAUGCUAAGGCUACUUGCAGCUCUAAUAGAACACUGAUGCUGCAACUUCAGUGUAAUAAUAAUAAUUCGUAGAGUAGUUCGCUUUCUUUCAGCAU